AUGGAUUCUGAGUUGGCAAAUGAUUUGGGUAAUGUUAGGGUAGCUGAGUUGGAGGUCGAUACAUCUGAUGUGGCACAUAAGUUAGUGUAUCAGUUGGAAACACCAAAUGUAGAUGCUGUUGUUGGGGAAAUGGGACCACCAAACACAUAUACGGGUUAUAAAGAAUGUGUAAGUGCUAACCCUAGAUCUGAAACAACUACCUUAGCUUCUCUUUCUGCCCUAAACCUUACACCAAAUGAGAUAGCCCAAAUAGAGAACCAAAUUUCUGAUAUUGAGGUUGAGGAUAACAGUGAUGAUGAUUACAAUGAAAAUGUAGUAUAUGGUUUCGAUGAUGUUUUUAUUGGUGAGGAUGAAAUUAGGUUGAUAGUAGAUAAGGAAAUUGAUGAAGAAAACAACAGAGACAUAUACGUUAAUGAUGAUGAACUGGAGUCCGAUGAUGAUUUGGGUGCUUUGAAUGUGAAUGAGGAAGGUAUAGUAAGCUGUGCCACAUUUAAUCCCGAGGUUGAUUUUAAGGGUAAGAUCAAUUUGUCGUUAGGUCUUAAGUUUCCUUCGAUAUAUGUGUUUAGAAAAGCAUUAAGGUACCAUGCUGUUGAAUGUGGUUACAAUUAUUAUUACUUGCAUAAUGGUAGUAGUAGGAUAACCGUGUAUUGCUACAAUAGAUGUGAUUGUCUGAAAUCGAAAGCUAGAAUUGUAAAUUGUGUUUGUGGGAAGGAUAAGAGGAGUUAUAUUCCCGAGCACACUUGUGGUCACCAACACAUUAAUAACAAAGUCACUGCGUUGUAUUUAGCUGAGAAAUACAUAGAGGAUUGGAGGGAAAAUCCAAAUUGGGAUUUAAGGGCAUUUAUGAAACGGGUUAAUAGAGAGAUAGGUUGUGAAGUGAAGUAUUGUAAGUGUUACAUGGCUAAAAGAAUUGCUAAGAAAAUGAUCGUUGGUGAUGCUAGUGAAGAGUACAGUAGGGUGUGGGAUUAUGCUGAAGCGAUAAGGAGGUUUAACCCAGGAAGCACUGCAAUCGUGAAAUGCAUUGGAAUAGAAACACCUCCACCCUUGUUUCAAAGGAUGUAUAUAUGUUUGCCAGCAUGUAAAGAGGGUUUUGUUGCUGGAUGUAGGCCUAUUAUAGGUGUGGAUGGGGCACAUUUGAAGGGAGAAUUCCCUGGGGUUUUACUUACUGCUGUAGGUAAGGAUGGGAACAAUAACAUCUUCCCUGUUGCAUGGGCUGUGGUAGAAACCGAAAAUGUAGAAACCUGGACUUGGUUUCUAAAUCUCCUCGUAGAAUACCUGAAGUCGGUUAGUCCAUCGAGUAGUUGUGCACGAGCUGGAUGUGAAGAUUUUACCUUCAUGAGCGAUAGGCAAAAGGGUUUGAUUGAAGCUUUGAAUUCAGUAGUUCCUGAAGCUGAAAUUAGGUUUUGUUGUAGGCAUAUUUGGGCUAAUUUCAAGGUCAAGUUUCCCGGAGAGUUGUACAAACAACACUUUUGGAGAGCAGCAAGAUCUUACAACAAGUUUCAUUUUGAUAAGGAAAUGAUUGCAAUAAAGAAUAUUUCUGUUGAGGCACAUGCAUAUUUAUCUGCUAUUCCCGCAAAACAUUGGUCUAGGCAUGCCUUUUGUAGUAGGAGUAAAUCUGGCAUGUUGUUGAAUAAUAUUUGUGAGUCAUUCAACAACGUCUUAUUAGAAGCUAGAGGGAAGCCAAUUAUUUCUCUUAUGGAGUGGAUUAGGAGAUAUGUGAUGCAAAGGAGUGCAGCCAAACGAGAAGGGUUGGGUAAAUUUAAAGGUGUGUUGAUGCCAGCUGUCACCAAAAUGAUUGAAAAAAAUUCAAAAGAAAUAUAUGGUUUGAGGGUAAUCCCAGUAGAUGUGUCUGAGUUUGAGGUGGAUGAUGAUGAAAAAAGUUACGUUGUAAACUUGACCAACAAGACAUGCCUUUGUGGAAGUUGGAAUCUUAUUGGGAUCCCUUGCAAACAUGCCAUGGCUUGUAUUCUUAUUAGAAAAUUAGAUGCUAGUGAAUUUGUCAAUGAGGCGUAUCUUGUAGAAACGUAA
Molecule: messenger RNA, 2028 nt
Organism: Amaranthus tricolor (Joseph's coat)
Lineage: Eukaryota; Viridiplantae; Streptophyta; Magnoliopsida; Caryophyllales; Amaranthaceae
Exons: 5
Coding region: 1-2028 (675 amino acids)
Biological process (GO): DNA transposition
Molecular function (GO): zinc ion binding; transposase activity; DNA binding
Source: RefSeq, a predicted model, not a curated record